This is a messenger RNA of Pleurotus ostreatus (oyster mushroom), 7077 nucleotides long. RefSeq names its product phosphatidylinositol-4- kinase (gene STT4). NCBI's taxonomy places the organism in Eukaryota, Fungi, Basidiomycota, Agaricomycetes, Agaricales, Pleurotaceae. Gene Ontology annotation, biological process: phosphatidylinositol-mediated signaling; phosphatidylinositol phosphate biosynthetic process. The record is from RefSeq and is a predicted model, not a curated record. The transcript has 35 exons. Gene Ontology annotation, molecular function: 1-phosphatidylinositol 4-kinase activity. Gene Ontology annotation, cellular component: cytoplasm; plasma membrane. The coding region runs from base 1 to 7077 and encodes 2358 amino acids.
AUGGAUUUCUUGGAACUUAAGAUACAUCAACGCAUUCUUUCCGACAUCGCGUCAAUUGACCAGAAGUCCGAUGAAGACAUCAACCAUGCGCAACACUUGAUUGCGUCCAAAGUUCGGACUCGGGCCACCAGGCAGGAUAUAGAAGCAGGAGCUGAAGAUGGCCCUAAGUUACAGCAGGAGUCGACGCGUGUUUACAUGCCGGCAUCGCGGGUUCACUGCAAUAUCGCAUUCGGAGAACUUGUGGCGAACUUUCCCGAUGACUACAUACGCGAGAAUAUUGGAACCCUCAUCCCAGCUCUCGUUGAAAUCCUAGGGGACGUCCCGUUCAUUGACUUCGACAAAUGCCUCUCUUGGGAUGACUGGGCGCUGCCAGACCAACUAGUCUAUGCCAUAGUUUCUGCCUUGCUGACUCUCUCUAAUUCGUACCCCGACUAUCGCGGAGAGGUGACCAUCGCAAUAUGUAACUUCCUCGCCGGGAUUGCUCGUGGUAUCGAAUCUUCUAGCCCCGUCGACAUCCUUACUCACCUCGCCCCUGCUUUACACGGUCUAUACCGUGCUAUCAGUUCCACGCCUUUCCCUUGGUCCCUUUCCCAAUGGCAACAAACUACCAAGUGUCUCAAUGAGCUCCGCGGGCCCUCCAUUGUCGACAAGUUGAACCAUAUACCCACAGGCAUUCUGCGGGAUGAGGACGCCCACUCCGACGAGCUGCAAUUCAUCCAGACUUUCAUUUCUCGAUAUAUAUCUAACGGACGUCCCCUAAGCGGAUUCUUCGUGGUGUGUUGUGUCAUCGAGAUGCAAUGGACUAUCUUAGCUCAGGCCCUCGCCCCUCCUCGCACUACUGACCUCAAGAAGGUGUCAGAGGCUGCAGCCGCCAAUAGGGCUUGGUCUACCCUAAUGCACGACGCGGCUCUCCAGAUUGACGUUACACAAGAGGAUGCGACUGAAACCCUGAGAGCAACCAUCGCGUAUGCAAUGCAGUGUUUCGCAGAUUUACUUGUCCAGAUUGAAGAGAUGGAGGCGGAGCCUUCAAUGGAUACGUACGCCUGGGAGACCAUGUCGGAGAGUAUUAAACUAGCGACGAUCUGUUCCGUAGCUCUUCAAGAGUUCGACGACAAACUACUCUCCCGAUUGCUCCUACUAUUGAGUGCUGAGUCUCCCAUAUCUGAUAAUCUCGUCCAAGAGGCCGCCUUGAAGGCCACUACUGUUGCAGUUCAGAAUUUCCCGGAAAUAGCACCUCGGAUGGCAAGCCAAUUGCGAAGAUUUGUGACUUCACCUCUGGCGAUCUUCGAAUUCAAGUUCGCUUCCGAGACGCGUGCUCCUCCACCGUUAGCUGCGGCUGCCAAAUGCAUGGCGCUUUGUAUAAAGCUCGCGCCAGGCGAUGACAUUAUCAUGUCGACGAUGUAUUCACUGUUGAACUAUAUUGCCGCCACGAGCAAAGACUUGGCGGGAAGUUCGACUUCAUCGCAUAUACUGAAUCCAUCUCUUCAAGCCCUGCAAGAGUCUAACGCACAUUCCGCUGAAGUCGGCCUCAGUACCCUGACGGAAGAUGAGAAGCGACUGGUAGGGAUAAGCACCAUCUCCGUCGUCACUCGGCUUGCGCUUGAAUUUGAUAUCGAGGAGGUCACUCGCCUGACCAUAUCUAUGUUGCUGCAACGUAUUCGCUCCGCGGAGCCUACAGUUGAAGCCGCCAUCGCAUACAACUUAGUCGACCUAGCUCUCGCAGCCCCUGAAAGCUCCUUUCUUGACAUUAUUCGUGCCCUGUCCUCAAUCAAUAGAUCCGCCAACCCGGAUGAUCCUAGAUUCUCCAACAAUAUGGUCCUCGCCGCUCAAACCCGCCUUGCAAACGAGUUAUAUCGUCGACCUAAACUCUACGAAACGUACCUUACCGAACUACUGACAUUGUUUGCGGACAAGGGUGUUGCAAUUCAGAACCUUGUGACCUCUAAUCCACAUAUUAAGACAGAGGACAUGAUUGAACAACUGGCGUCCCUGCUCCUCCCCAUUAAUGCACUUCUGGCCCACGAUGAUUUCGAGCCGCACAUAGACGCUUCACCUAGCCUCGUUUCUUUGUUCCGCAAUAUGUGGUUCCUAUGCGUACUGUUCAACUUGACGUGGCUAGAACGCGAUGUCACUGCCAUGGACUGGCAGAAGACUACGCUGUCUCGAAUUGCCGCCAAGACACCAAACGUUGUGCUCGAAGAGUCGAGCGAUGCAGCUGCCAGCGACCUGGAGUAUAAUUCUGUGUUGCGGCAAGACUACGUUAAUACAGUCGUGUCUAAGCAUCGAGCUUCACUCACGAAACACAUAUCUCUGCGAUCAAGUGACGUCCGUUAUCUUUCCUCUGGACAAAUUAUCUUCCUGCUGGCCAUGCAUGACAUUCAAUACAUGCGUUCCUCCGUUGGCCUGACUUCAUCCCUUGCUACCUACUUUGUCAAUGACAGCCUCAAUAGUAACGCUGGGCUGAGCGGCUGUAUGGAGUCUAUUGCUGAAAAGGUGAUCCGUGAAAGUAUCUCGGAGCUGAGCCGCUUGGCCUCAGAACAAGUUCUUCCACCUUGCCUCGCCGCCGAACUCCAAACACUCCUGAUUUUCAGUACCCACCGUAUUGCGAAGGCCCGCGACGUCGCGUCCAAAUACCUCAACAGGCUUAUGACAGCGUUCCCCUCCUUGAUGUGUGAUCCACCUCUGGUCUUUGCCAUCCUUGAAGUCUUGACUUUGUUACGUCGGGCGUGCGAGAAUGAAUUUGUGGACGAGUUCAACCCGGUCUUCGAAUACCGCUCAGAUCGAAGCGACAUCACUUUACAGCUGAGCGACGAUUAUCAAGUGCGAAACGACAUCCUAGCCCAUUUGCACCGCAAUGCUACUACUUGGUUCGACUUCGCCUUAGCCCGAGCACCUAUUGAAUUGCAAUCCACACUUCAGAAAUAUCUUGCAGUUGGGCAACCCUCUGGCACUGAUUCAGCCGAACUUGGCGCUACGAUGGCCGAGAAGUUUGGGAAGGCGAUUGGACCUAUUCAACGGCAACUAGCAUCGUUGUCGAACUACGUCAAGCUGAAGACCGAUCGUUCGAAGGCCCUCGCAAGUCAGAUAGCUAGCAAGGGGUAUUUCGCAGGAGAAGCAGCCGGCAUCCGAUUAGCAAGUCGAAAAGGUACCGACAAGCUCGAGAAGUUGCCUCCUCAGUCCGCUCCAUCGUCCGAGAUACAGGCACUGAAAUCCAAGAUGGCCAACACUCUGGGCGAGAUACGUAGCAAGAAAAGCUCGCUGACCGUGCAAGACCUCAAGCGCUUGCUGUUCCGUUGUGCUGCGACCUUGAUCUCCCUACAGAAGUGCGAACACGAUCUCCUCCAUUACUUAGUUGCGCUACCGUUCGAGAUCUCUACCCCAUCCGCUAUCACAUCCGGCAUAGAAGUCUGGUCUUGGGUGAUUGUCGAAAAACCUGAGUUAGAAGUAACCGUCAUGAUGGAAUUGCUUUCAGCAUGGACGAACUCAAUCCGGGUUGAGAAGGGCAUCUUUUCCCGGUCCAUAAAUUACGAUGACCCUUUCUACCAUUCUAUAGACUAUAGCCCCACCGACAAGGACGUCAUCGACCGUGGCAUGGCCCAUGCGAUUCGCCUACUAGCACCUCAUCACAUGGUUUUGAAGAUGCUCUUCAGUCGAUUGCAGGCUGCGAAGUAUCGUAGACCAUCUGUCAUGUAUAUCUUUCAGACGCUGGUUCUUCGGUCUGCUCGGUCAUGCAAAUAUAUGAGCACACAUGCGCUAGCCAGGGACCCUAGAUUUUCUUUUCUGCUUUUUGGCUUUGAGACGCUGAGGAACUCCCACUUGGACCUGUACUGCGAGAGCGUCCUUCGCGAGAGCCUGUACAGUACAGCAUACUCAUGGUUCGCUGUCCGUUCCCAGUGGACAUAUGGCGCUAAUCGAGUGCAAGUGGACUCUGACAUGAAGAUUCUUACAGAAUUCUUGUCAUGUCUUCAUGCGGACGCUGUUCGCGGAAACACCUCAAUCUCGAGUCUGUCCGUAGCCCAGGCUAUGCCAAGUCCUCGCCGCUUCGCGGCGCGUUUGAAGGACAUAAGCAUACCGUUACGGACGCUCGUUGAAAACGAGAUAUUUCGCCUCGCAGUAUGGAUCAACCCCGCCAAUGAUCCAAAGCGUGGCACAGAUCCCAUGUCGACUCCAGAACGUAGUCUAGCGGAGCAAUGGCCCAAUAUGAUUCGCACAAUGUGGCAGAUAGAUCCGGCCCUUGUGGUCCACUUACCAGACCGGUUUAAAUCUCCACUUGUUCGUCAAGAAGUCGUGAAGAUGAUUCGAUCCAGCCCGUUGGACGUUCUCGAUACACCCGAAGCACUCCUCUUCCUUGUCGGCGAGCGCUUGGAAGUUGGGAUCCAAAGAGACUUCAAGCACCUCUUACUGUGGGCACCAGUCCCGCCAAUCAUUGCCAACGCCUUGUUCGAGAAGCGUUACAACAACGAACCGUGUAUCCUACAAUAUGCACACCGCGUGUUAGAACAGCAUCCAGUCGACCUUACUUUCUUCUUUGUCCCUCAAGUGGUGCAAGCCUUACGCUAUGAUGAUCUUGGUUACGUAGCCCGCUUCAUAUUCGAGACCGCCAAGAUCUCACAACUCUUCUGCCACCAAAUCAUAUGGAACAUGAACGCCAAUUGCUAUAAGGACGAUUCCGCAGAGAUUGAAGAUUCACUGAAGCCAGCUUUGGACAAGAUGACGGCACUGGUCGUUAAGUCACUCUCUGGGGAUGCUCGAGAAUUCUACGACAAAGAGUUCACGUUCUUCCAUGAGGUCACUUCUAUCUCAGGCAAACUCAAGCCCUUCAUCAAGAAGACAAAGCCAGAGAAGAAGGCAAAGAUAGACGAAGAGAUGGCUAAGAUCAACGUCGAAGUCGGCGUCUAUUUGCCGAGUAAUCCAGACGGCAAGGUAGUGGACAUCGACAAGAAGUCAGGCCGGCCCCUUCAGAGUCAUGCAAAGGCUCCAUUCAUGGCCACCUUCAAAGUACAGAAGGAACGAAUUACAAUUGACUCAGACCCAGACUCAGUGCUAGACGGCGACGGUGGUGUUGAGACACGCACGACGUGCGAGGUUUGGCAGCAAGCUAUCUUCAAGGUUGGCGAUGACUGCCGUCAAGAUGUGCUGGCGUUGCAAGUCAUUGCGAUGUUCAAGAACAUCUAUACCAGCAUAGGGCUGACACUUUAUCUAUUCCCAUAUCGUGUCACUGCCACUGCCCCUGGUUGUGGUGUCAUUGACGUCGUUCCAAACGCUACUUCGCGCGACGAGAUGGGACGCGCCAAGGUCAACGACUUGCUUGACUUCUUCAUAGCCAAAUACGGCGGCCAGGAUACUUUAGCGUUCCAACAAGCGCGGCUUAAAUUCAUACAGUCGAUGGCAGCGUAUUCCGUUGCUUGCUACAUCCUUCAGAUAAAGGAUAGACAUAACGGCAACAUCAUGAUUGACGGAGAAGGUCAUAUAGUCCACGUCGACUUCGGCUUCCUUUUCGAUAUAGAUGAGUGCUUAUAUCUAAUCGGUGUAAAAUUUGAACCACACUCUUUCAAGCUCAACCAUGAGAUGGUAAUCCUUAUGGGAGGGCGGUACUCACAAGGGUAUCAGCUCUUCCAACAGCUCACAAUCAAAGCCUUCCUUGCACUACGGCCGCACGCUGAGCAAAUAAUCGGCACAGUUCGCCUGAUGCUUGAUACUGGGCUUCCUUCCUUUAAGGGGGAAGGGACCAUCAAGCGGCUGCGGGAAAGGUUUGUCCUCCAAUACAAUGAGAGGCAGGCUGCGGAAUGGAUGUUGAGCGUGGUACGGAAUGCGCACGAGAAUAUACGAAGCACAGCAUACGAUGAAUUUCAGAGGUUACAAAAUGGUCUACGCAAGAUUCUCAUUGUCAGCAUGAACUUCGAUCUCGACGAUCUGAUAUGGAAAGCCAUGGGCAGUCUCGUUCGCUCACUGUUGAUGACCGCCUCGACGUGGAUUUAUCGCUACCCGAAUUACUGCUUUACGGCUAUCGCCUUCGUGGCCAUCAUGUUGGGAUUCAACUUCAGCUUCAACCUUAAGGACGACGAAGACGAGGCGGUGACAGCAAAAGAACGCACGGACGCACGAGACGCACUCCAUGCGCUUCAAAAUGUGGUUGUGCCCACAUCGGGGACCUGGCCCUCAGCCUACGGCGCGUCUCUGAUAUCUGUCACGACAGAGAAGUCCCCGUGUCGAUCGAAGGAUCCAAGGCGACUCCAGGAGGCAGAGCCUGCGAGUACCAGGGAGCUCAAGACCAUCAAACUGCCGCUGUUCCAGCUUGUACAAGAUAUAAUCGCUGGACGAAUGGAACUUAGGACGCCUGCUGAUAUGGACGACUUCCUCUCGAAUACACUUAAGGUAUACGAUUGGCAUGUUCUUCUGGAGGUCGAGAGCACACGUCUACCACGUCUUGUAACCUGGUUAGCUAAGUCACAAUACGGUGGUUUGAAGCCCCAGGACAUCAUUGAACACAGAGGUAAUCGCACCGAAUGCGCCGUCAGCCUCGAUAUCGCUCCCUUCUCUGAAAUUUCGAAGAUCUUUCGACUCAUGGACAAUACACUCCAGCAUGGAACACAAGCUUCAAUCUACUUCUCGUCCAUAGCCCCGGAUCUGGCAUUUCUCGGGCCCGAAUACACCAUAUGUGCGGUAUCCUUUUUUAUGAGGCAACAAACCUUCGCAAGACCCAUUCUCUCCAAGGAAAGAUCGCGGUAUAAAGCUCAAGCUCAAGCUCACGGUGCAUAUACGCACGACGACGAUCCUCCUACACGAGCGUAUACCUCAACGCCUCUUCUUCUAAAUCUAGCCAAGGUAACCGGACUACUGGCGACCCACGCUCCGGGCCUGCACAUCGACUACAUUCAAGACGUAUCUCUGGAAACCAGGUUGUCUCUGGUGCACGAGGAGAAACAGUUAGCGGAGGACUCCAAGACCAGGAAGACAUACGUGCGAAGAUACAAUAUACGCGCAUAUCUCGAAGAACGUUUCAUGCUGGCUUGGGAGGCCGGGUUAUUAGGAAACGGUAACCUGCAGCGGUGGAAGGUCAGGGUGUCCAAGCGAUGA